CGACAACUUGUCCCACCCAACCUCGCUGUGUGAAGGAUGUGGUGUGUUAACAAUGGUCUAGCAUUUAACGGAUUGCAAACAUGCCCGCUCCGGUCCUGAUAUGGCGCUGUUUGAUCAUUCUGCGGACACAGCAUUGCAUUUCAGAUGCAGACUGCUGUCCAGUUUGCUUAAGCGAGACUAACCAGCACUUUACAUCUCGAGACCGAUGCGCGGCUGGGCUAUAUAACGCAUAUCUGCAAUAGAUCCAGUCAGUCAUCCACUAUCAUGGUCCCAUUGUUUGACCAAGCUGAUAUUAGUAUUGGCAUCACACUGCAGCAUACCGACUAUGCUUUCAUCGCUAUAGCAUGUCUUUGGGUUUACGACUUUGCUCUCACCCUCGAUCAAGAUGCCGCGUUCAUACUGGAUGCUCCAUGGCGAAUGCCCAAACUAACGUAUCUUAUCUGCCGGUACUUACCAUUUGCAUUGGUCGUUACCGGUAUGUUUCGAAUUUUCCAGCCUGGACUUUCCCUUAAGUCCUGCACAACUUUGUUUGCAUUUAACUCAUAUGUCAGAGGAAUCGUACUGGUUUGUGCAGAAUCACUCUUUAUGCAGAGGGUUUGGGCGGUAACGGAUCGCAGAUGGUUGGUAACGUGUUGUAAUGUUGUGUUCUUGCUGGUCCCACUGGUGGUGACACUUACAUUAUCCGACUCUUCUUCCACAGUCAUGCAGUCACCUAUUCCAAAAGUCGCAAGUUGCUACGACAGCAAGCAGAGUCGCAUUAUCAUCGUAGCCUACGUUUUACUCGUCAUCAUAGAAAUAGAAAUCCUUAGUUUCAUGUUAUACCAUUCGUGGAAGCUUUAUAGAGAACAUGGAAACGAUAUGCCUCUUGUGCGGGUCCUGGUCAGACAUAACAUAUUUUACUUUGCUUGUGGGCUUGUAUUUUCCACCGCGACCGUGGUCGCCGUGGUCGCUCUUCCCGCAUCGUACGCAGACGCGGCAUCAGAUUUACAGUUCGUGAUACACGGAAUACUGGUGACACGCAUGCACCGUGAGCUGUACAACACAGCCCACUACACUGAAGGGACUUCUACCGGGACUAUACCCCUUCCUCUUGUUUUUGCACCAGCUUCGUCGGAGGUGUGACUUGGUUAUAAAGGUCCUUCUUCUCUUUACCCUAGAAAAUACUAGACCAAUGCAUUUAGAUAGAGAAUUUGUAUCUUCUCGGUUGGUAAGAAUAGACGCGGCACGAG
Molecule: messenger RNA, 1229 nt
Organism: Suillus subalutaceus
Lineage: Eukaryota; Fungi; Basidiomycota; Agaricomycetes; Boletales; Suillaceae
Exons: 15
Coding region: 265-1122 (285 amino acids)
Source: RefSeq, a predicted model, not a curated record